UUGUCUUCGUGUAAUACUGCUAUCCUCAUAAUGUGCAAGGCAUUCAGUUUAGUGUUUGGAUUGAAGUCCAAUCAAACUGCUGAAGGCAACUAACGAGAUCGCAGAGCGUUUGUUUGCAAUCUUUUCAUGCUGUGUUAACCAAUUAUCGAUGCAAUGAUGCAUAUGCUGUAUUAUUUUUUGAGAGAAUGGUGUUCAGACUUCAGAUUCGGAUGGAAUAUCAGUAGGUUUGGUACAUGCUCAAUCAGAAUUUCUGUGUCAUGAACUAGAGCCUUCCCAACAGCAAACAGAUACAUAAAUAAAAGACUUAUAUGUACCUUACUCUUCAUAUGAUCAUGCACCUAAUUUGUUUGUUUUCUUAAAAUGUGAGUUUAGACUUAACACGAUCGAUUAGUACAAAGCGAGUUGAAUCGUGCGGUCCUGAUUUACGAGCAAACAAUGUCGUGUCGAAAUUAAGACAGUUCGUACAUACUUAUGUGAGUUAGUCAUCCCUCGUUUUAGUCUCAAAUCUCAACUAUUAUAUGAUUCAAUUGUCUGCACACCUAACAUGAAUGAUUGAGAUCUAGAGCAUCAUGAAUCCACAUCCACAAAUAUUGAGAACAUGGAUCCAAAUUACAUGCUGUAGUAUGGCAAAGCUGAUAGGAAUGUCAAUCAGAUCAUGUCAAGAAAGUAUUAAUGAAUUUGCUGUUGUAAAAAGAAUGACAAUUCUGGUCAAUCAGGCUUACAAACACAGGACCCUACACGCUUUAACAUCUUUGCAUAUUGCAUCAGCCAACAUAUGCAUCUACACUUCUCAAUUUCCAACCCGGCCUUAUCUCUUAUCUAAGCCACUCUUGAUAUAUAUCAUCAAUUCUACAAUGCAAGUUAUGCAACUCCUCUAGCUCUUUUUCUGUAGCCUGAAUAGUUAAACCUAGCUCCUUCAUGUUGGGUUUCUUUCAUAGUAGUACCUGAAAGAUAUCACUACUUUACCAAACAGAGAUUGCUCUUGCAAAGCUUCUAGUGUUGGGUCUUUUUCAUUUUUUUCCUUUUGUAGUUUUGUGCUACUGGCCUAUCUGGUUCUCCCCAGCCUCUAGAGACCAGAUUCUCAUUUCUGUUUUGGGUGCCUUCUUUUUGUUGCAUUGAUCUAUUGCGAAAUAGUUCGAGUUCUCCAUGGCUAUGGUUAGCUCUAACAUCCGAGACGCCUCGUUUUCUUCAUACUUGGGUACUAAUGAGGAAACCUUUCUACGUAAACUCGGUGAUCAGAAGUCAGGCCAACAGAACCUCAGUCCUUCCAAGGGAGAUCAGCAUAAGCGCUUGGGAACUAGAAAGAAGGAAGAAGAGGAAGAAAUUGGAGUGUUUGGUGCUGAAAAGUACUUCAAUGGAGUGAUGGACGAUAAUAGCUCAAAAAGUUCAGGCAGCACGUGUAGCUCAAGGAAGUUCUAUGUUCAGCAGCAGCGAGUCAAUCUAGAUCACAUGAAGCUGAAGGUACAACAGCAUGGAACUCCGAGUGUUCGUUCAGAAGCAAGUUGCAACAGCCAGAGUGCACUGCUGACAAGUGGUUCGAGAAAGCCGAAAAGGACUAGCAAGACAAGCAGCAACAAGGCACAGAGGAAGAGCUUCUUUGCAGCUCUUGGUUGUUCAUGUAAUGAUAAGAAUUCUGUUGAUAUUAAUGAAGAGCAUGCUGGUGAGAUCAGCUUCAAGCAGAAUGGUGCCAACUCUGGGAUCACAACACCCCACAUUAAACAAAGUCUGGACCUUGUUAGUGAAGCUCUAGUCAAAAUUAAGCAACAACCGGAUUCAUGGGUGAAGGAGGAGAUAAAAAUGAACAACGAAAAGAUCGAGAAGUUGGGAACUGGUUUGAACAGAGAAAAUUGUUUUGCAUUCCCUGAUUCAAAAUCCGCAGCGGAGAGUAACUUGCCCAUCAAGAUUCCUACCUUACAAGAAAUGGAAAAUGAGAAAGUGAGGAAGUCUAUAGAGGUAUUUGGUUCUCCUGUGUUGGAAAAGAGGAAAACGGCUUUAGGCCUUGAGAAAAGGUUAACUAUGCUGUCCUGGGAUGCUGAGUUUCCUGCAGCAAAAUCAGGUGGAACCUACACUCAUGAGUCAGACAGUGAUGCAAGUUCAGACCUGUUUGAGAUUGAGAGCCUCACAGGGAAGAACAACCCUUUUCUGGCAAGGCAAGCAUCAGAUGGUUGUGCCACCCCCACACAUUGUUAUGCGCCGAGUGAGGCAAGCAUAGAGUGGAGUGUGGCCACUGCCAGUGCUGCAGAUUUCGGCUCUGCCAUGUCAGAUUGUGAAGACUUUGUCAGGCCAAGUCCAACCAACACCACAAGUGCCAAAGGAGCUAGAAUGAGCAAAGGCAUGGUGCCAAUUAGGCACCGUUCUACUGUUCUGCUAGGCUGCAAGAGCCAGAAAGCAGUGAAAGUGGCAACACAUGCGCACAGACCAUGCAACCAGAAGACCAUUAUUGACCCACAGAUGACGCCUCGCAAGCCAGAAAUGUCAUUCAUGCCAUCAACAAGGUUUCAAGCUGAGACAACCUCUAAGUUGACAGGUUUCGACCCCAGAGUACAAGGGCAACAUGCACUUGCUCCACGGUCGCUCCCUCGCGCACGUUCACCACAUGCUUCUCAUCUUUUGUUCAUGCAGUAGGGAUCUAGACUAGUUCUUAAGCUAGUAUUUGAUCAUAUUAAUUGUUCCCCACCAUGUUUGAUCACAAUACUGGUUGAUUAAUUCCAAAGAGUUGCUUCUUCAAUAGUGUUCAUUAUGCAACUCUCUUUUUACUCAUCAGAAGUAACUAAGCUCGAAGUUUCAAUGCAUGUAAUACUAAUAAGUUUCAUGAUGCUGCAUCCUUUUCCUUAUCAUUUUUUCUCAUCAGAAGUGA
This is a messenger RNA of Argentina anserina (silverweed cinquefoil), 2857 nucleotides long. Its product is annotated as protein PHYTOCHROME KINASE SUBSTRATE 1. NCBI's taxonomy places the organism in Eukaryota, Viridiplantae, Streptophyta, Magnoliopsida, Rosales, Rosaceae. Gene Ontology annotation, biological process: phototropism. The transcript has a single exon. The record is from RefSeq and is a predicted model, not a curated record. The coding region runs from base 1147 to 2625 and encodes 492 amino acids.